Messenger RNA from Octodon degus (degu), 3949 nucleotides. It is a transcript of the gene Suco, whose product is annotated as SUN domain containing ossification factor. Gene Ontology annotation, biological process: regulation of bone remodeling; protein folding in endoplasmic reticulum. The record is from RefSeq and is a predicted model, not a curated record. Lineage: Eukaryota; Metazoa; Chordata; Mammalia; Rodentia; Octodontidae. Gene Ontology annotation, cellular component: cytoplasm; membrane. The transcript has 24 exons. The coding region runs from base 97 to 3780 and encodes 1227 amino acids.
CUCGCGCUCCCGCUCCGGCUCCUCCAUCUUGGCCUCGGCAGUGUCGGCUGCCGGGAGGAUGUGCCGCCUCCUGGCAGGGGCAAGAAGGAGGAGAAGAUGAAGAAGUACCGGCGGGCCUUGGCCCUGGUCUCCUGCCUCUCUCUGUGCUCUCUGGUCUGGCUUCCUAGUUGGCAUGUGUGUUGUAAAGAGAGUUCUUCAGCUUCUGCAACAUCAUAUUACUCUCAAAAAGACAAUUGUGCACUAGAAAAUGAAGAUCUACAAUUACAGAAAAAGGAUGAAAGAAAGAUACCUGUAAAUGAUGAAUUAUCAGGAAAAUCAAGUUUAGAUAUACCAAUUUCUCCAGAAGAAAAUGAAGUAAAAGAUGAGCAUAUUGUGGAUGUACAAAAUACAGAGUCAAAAAAGUUAAGACCACCUAUUAUUGACACACUCCCUACCGUUGAUUUACGUGAAGACUCUUCCAAUAUAGUUAUGAGCAAUGAAAAUGUAGAAAAUACUUCCAGCUUAUCUACCUCAGAAAUCACUUCAGUCACAAAGCUUGAUGAAAUAGAAAAAUCUGAUACUGUCCGUGUAGCCAAGACAAGUGAAACUGAACAGUCUGAAACUGAUUGUGACGUUGAUGAGGCCCUUGACACAGAUGCUUCGAUUCAGCAGCCUUCCUUUGUCAGCCCCCCCGAAAGCCUUGUUGGCCAGCAUAUAGAAAAUGUGUCAUCUUCACAUGACAAAGGGAAGAUAACAAAAUCAGAAUUUGAAUCAAAAGUUUCACCGAAUGAACAAGGUGAUGACAAUCCAAAAUCUGCAUUGAAUGCUUCAGAUAAUUUAAAAAAUGAGAGUUCUGAUUUUAUGAAACCAGGAGAAACUGACCCUACACCUGCAGCAAAUCCCAAAGAUCCAGAGGAUAUACCAACAUUUGAUGAAUGGAAGAAGAAAGUUAUGGAAGUGGAAAAAGAAAAAAGUCAGUCAUUGCAUCCGUCUUCUAAUGGAGGUCCCCAUGCCACCAAAAAGGUCCAGAAAAAUCGAAAUAAUUAUGCUUCAGUAGAAUGUGGUGCCAAAAUUUUGGCAGCUAAUCCAGAAGCCAAGAGCACAUCUGCUAUUCUAAUAGAAAAUAUGGACCUUUAUAUGUUGAAUCCAUGCAGCACUAAAAUUUGGUUUGUUAUUGAACUUUGUGAACCAAUUCAAGUAAAACAGCUUGACAUUGCAAAUUACGAAUUAUUUUCUUCUACUCCUAAAGACUUUCUGGUUUCUAUCAGUGACAGAUAUCCCACAAAUAAAUGGAUUAAGCUGGGUACUUUCCAUGGUAGAGAUGAACGGAAUGUCCAGAGUUUCCCUUUAGAUGAGCAAAUGUAUGCAAAAUAUGUGAAGAUGUUCAUCAAGUACAUAAAGGUGGAGCUGGUAUCACAUUUUGGGUCAGAGCACUUCUGUCCAUUAAGCCUUAUAAGAGUAUUUGGCACUAGCAUGGUAGAAGAAUAUGAAGAAAUUGCUGAUUCACAGUAUCAGUCAGAACGUCAAGAACUCUUUGAUGAGGAUUAUGAUUACCCAAUGGAUUAUAAUACCGUGGAGGAUAAAUCUUCAAAAAAUCUUCUUGGCUCUGCUACAAAUGCCAUUCUAAAUAUGGUGAAUAUUGCUGCUAAUAUUCUGGGAGCAAAAACUGAAGAUUUGACAGAAGCAUUUUGUUUCGGGGGGGAAAUUCAUCCCACGUAUAUAACUGAUGAAAUACAUGAGACAGAGCCAUCAGCACCAGAUACUCCAAAAGACAGUCCUAUUGUACAACUAGUUCAAGAAGAAGAAGAGGAGGCAAGUCCCUCCACAGUGACCCUUCUGGGCAGUGGGGAACAGGAGGAUGAAUCAUCACCUUGGUUUGAGUCAGAGACGCAAGUAUUUUGUAGUGAACUGAGUACAAUAUGUUGUAUUUCCAGUUUUUCGGAAUAUAUAUACCAGUGGUGUUCAGCUAGAAUUGCUUUUUACCGUCAGUACAGCAAAAGUGCUAUGAGGGAAGGAAAUGAUUACCAUGUGCCAGCUCAGCCGUCAGUAUCCUUUCCUGCGGAACCAGUUGAUGCCUCAGUACUGCAGCCUCCAAGUGGAGAAUUGGACAGUAAGAAUAUGGAAAAGGAAACUGAAACUGUUGCUCUUGAUGACUUUAGUUCACAGAAAGGUGAUUUGAUAAAUCACACAGUAGAGCUGAUUGAACUUGAACCAAGUCAUUCUCAAGCUCUUUCUCAGUCUAUUCUCUUAGAUAGUACUCCAGAAAUGAAUUCAUUACUGAAAGAACGAUCUGAAUCUGUUAAGCAUGAGACAGGGCCUGUACCAUCACAAGUUAUUACACAAGAGAGUUCUGUUGAGUCUGAUAAUAAAACAGAGAAAAAGUCUCAGAGCUUUAGUUCUAUAGAGAAGCCAUCUGUGAUCUAUGAAACAAACAAAGUAAAUGAGUUGACAGAUACUAUAAAAGAAGAUGUGACCACCAUGCAGAUUAUCACAAAGGUAUCUGAAACAAUAGCACCCCCUGUAAACACAGCCACUAUAUCAGACAGUGAAGAUGGAGAAGCCAAAAUGAACGUAGUUGACACACCAAAGCAGAUUUUGACUCCAGCUGUGGAUUCUUCAUUAUCUGAAGUAAAAGAGGAGGAACAGUCUCCAGAAGAUGUUCUUUUGCGAGGGUUGCAGAGGACUGCUACAGAUUUCUAUGCUGAAUUGCAAAAUUCUACAGAUCUAGGAUAUGCUAAUGGAAAUCUUGUACAUGGAUCAAACCAAAAGGAGUCUGUAUUUAUGAGACUUAAUAAUCGUAUUAAAGCCUUAGAAGUUAAUAUGUCUCUCAGUGGUCGCUAUCUGGAAGAGCUUAGCCAAAGGUACCGAAAACAAAUGGAAGAAAUGCAAAAGGCUUUUAAUAAAACAAUAGUGAAACUUCAGAAUACUUCAAGAAUAGCAGAGGAACAGGACCAGAGGCAAACUGAAGCCAUCCAGAUGCUGCAGGCGCAGCUGACCAACAUGACACAACUUGUUGCAAACUUAUCAACAACAGUUGCAGAGUUAAAACGGGAGGUUUCAGAUCGACAAAGCUAUCUUAUUAUAGCUUUAAUUCUUUGUGUUGUCUUGGGACUGAUGCUUUGUAUGCAGCGUUGUCGCAACACUUCUCAAUUUGAUGGAGAUUAUAUUUCAAAACUUCCCAAAAGUAAUCAAUACCCAAGCCCUAAAAGGUGUUUCUCUUCCUAUGAUGAUAUGAAUUUGAAAAGAAGAAUUUCAUUUCCACUCAUCAGAUCUAAGUCUCUCCAGUUAACUGGCAAAGAAGUAGACCCAAAUGAUUUAUACAUCGUAGAACCUCUGAAGUUUUCUCCAGAAAAAAAGAAGAAACGCUGCAAAUACAAAACGGAAAAAAUUGAGACCAUAAAGCCCGCAGAUCCAUUGCAUCCAAUAGCCAAUGGAGACAUAAAAGGAAGAAAGCCCUUUACGAACCAGAGAGAUUUUUCUAACAUGGGGGAAGUUUAUCACUCUUCUUAUAAGGGCCCUCCAUCUGAGGGAAGCUCGGAAACUUCAUCACAGUCAGAAGAGUCCUAUUUUUGUGGCAUUUCAGCUUGCACAAGUCUGUGCAAUGGACAGUCCCAAAAGACAAAGACUGAAAAGAGGGCUUUAAAACGAAGGAGGUCUAAAGUCCAGGAUCAAGGAAAAUUGAUAAAAACUCUAAUACAGACUAAGUCAGGAUCAUUGCCAAGCCUGCACGACAUAAUCAAAGGAAACAAAGAGAUCACCGUGGGAACAUUUGGUGUUACAGCAGUCUCGGGACAUAUCUGAUAUUAAUCGAACUUUUCAUACUGGGGGCUUUUUUUGUUCUCUGAAGAACAGUCUGUGGUAUUUGAAGGUAUUGGGGAGGGAGAAAAUAUUGGGAGAAAUAUUCUGAAAUUAUGAUUUAUGCCUUUUGAAAAAGUAGAUGGGAUUGUGUCAAUCUUGGUUAAUGAGCUAC